AUGCUGGAGGCGACUCGAGUGUAUCGUCUUGGCCACGAGGCGCAUGCACAACCAGCGGAGAAGCUUCAAAGAGCAUAUGCUGAAUUCUUGGCGAGAAAUGGCAUUGAGGCUGAAAAUCGCACGUCUACGUUCCUCAAUACGUUUACUUCUCCGUUUCUUGGCUACCGAAAAGAACCUAUGAGAUUCGGCGUUGCCCCCCGUCAUAACAUGUGCGAUAAGCCGGCGGUCACUAAAAGACCUUUGACGGGAACAAACGAAACCGUUUCAGCCUUGCUACCAGACUUGAGUAUGUCUCGUUUGACAAUCGGCGAGGCUACUUUCGCUAAGUCAUUGGUGGCCUCUCAAAAGCUGCAACUCAGGUCGACACCAAGCUGUCAUAGUGGUAUCGUUGUCAAACCUUCGACCACUCCGUUUGACAUCAAGAACGCUACUUCUUUCUACCGGUCAGAAAGUGUUGCUGCCGCGGCUUCCACGCGUAUUCCUCAGUUGCAGAUGGGGGUGACAAUCAACGCUCCAGUAGCUGAUGAUGACAUGAAUGGUUCGGCAUCGAAACCCCCCAUAAGCAACCUGUUUGACGGAAAUGAUACGAAACAAAAAUAUGGUGUUAGAAAAUCUGAGAUGUUCGCUGAACCGCCAGAAUUUGAGGACGAUGGGCAGGAUUUGGACAAGACCGGCUACGGUCUUCAGGAGGAUAUCAAUAGUACGAUAAACCCAUGGGAUCCGUCAUUAGUGGAGAAACUUCUUGGCAAGGUCAGACGACUCCAAACGAAAAGCGGCCAUUUUCACGUAUUGCCUCAGCUGCUUCCUCGCAUAUCGACCGGGACUUCUUUGUUGCUAGACGCAAAGACAUUCGUUGUAGAACAGUUAAUAGGAAAGGGAGCAUUUGCGAACAUCUAUCUGUGUACUUUAAAGCAUACGAGUGAAAAGAUUGCACUCAAGGUUCAGAAGCCCGGAUGCCCAUGGGAGCAGUACAUUUCAGAGACAAUUUUUUGCAGAAUUAAACAAAAAAAUUUGGAUCUGGUUGAGAACGGUUUCGCUUGGAUUAAGGAUGCUUACGUAUUUUCUAACGGCUCAAUGAUGACCAUGGAAUACUUUGAGCAUCAAACGUUGCUUCAUCUUGUUAAUCGAUAUCGGCUUCGUGGUCAGUCGAUGAAAGAGCCGAUUGUCGCCUACCUCGCGUUAGAGAUGUUGAAACUGCUAGAUGCGUUACGGGCCAUCGACGUCAUCCACGCUGACAUUAAACCGGAUAACUUUGUCUUCGUUCGUCCACCAGCGUUUCUCGAAGGAACCGACGUGAACGAUGUGGACUUUGUCCAGCUGCCGGUCAGCUGUAUUAAACUGAUAGACUUUGGCCGAUCGAUUGAUAUGUCGCUGCUCCCCCCAGGAUCCAGUUUUACAGGCGUUGUACAUACGUCCAAUUUUGUGUGCUGCGAGAUGCAGGACGGUCGACCCUGGACAUAUCAGACCGAUUAUUUUGGGUUGUUGGGUACAAUCUGUGUGCUGAUUGAUGGAAAGUACAUGACGACUUUUAAGUUGAAGGCUGAGGGAAAAUGGAAGAGCACGGUUUCUAUUCAAAGAUCAUGGAACGCAGAAUUGUGGCUGCGCCUUUUCAGUUCGCUUCUGAACAUACCGAGUUGUGUCGAGCAGCCUGACCUCGGUGGCUUCAUUACGGAUUUCUCUAAGUUUUUAAACCAAACGGUACGGUGUUCCUAUUGUGAUUGGAUGUCAGAGUUACGGAAGCUGAAGAAGAUUCUUGCCUGA
Messenger RNA from Soboliphyme baturini, 1761 nucleotides. Lineage: Eukaryota; Metazoa; Nematoda; Enoplea; Dioctophymatida; Soboliphymatidae. The record is from the annotation of a GenBank genome assembly.